AUGGUCGACAAGAACUUGGGUUUAGGUGUUUUCGCUCGUUCGGGCUCCGACUUUGUGGUCAACGAUAAUUGGAAGCUUGUUCGAAAGAUUGGUAGUGGGUCAUUUGGUGAAAUCUUUCUCGGAAUUCACGUUCAGACCGGUGAAGAAGUCGCUGUUAAACUAGAACGAGUGUCUGCCAGACACCCUCAGUUGUAUUUUGAAAGCAAAGUGUACAAAAUCCUCGCUGACACGCCUGGCCUACCACAUAUACAAUACUUUGGUCUUGAUGGGGUCAAUAAUCUUUACAACGCCUUGGUUAUGGAUCUUCUGGGUCCCAGCUUGGAAGAACUUUUUAAUUUCUGCAGCAAGUGCUUCACAAUGAAGACAGUAUUAAUGUUAGUUGACCAGAUACUCUGGCGUCUUGAGUUCAUUCAUGCUCGUCAUUUUAUUCAUCGAGAUAUUAAACCAGAUAACUUUCUUAUGGGUAUUGGCAAACAUUGCAAUAAGGUCUUCAUUAUUGACUUUGGUUUGGCUAAAAAGUUCAGAGAUGGCAGAACACGUCGUCAUAUAGCUUAUCGGGAGAACAAAGCCCUUACAGGAACUGCUCGUUAUGCGAGCAUUAAUGCUCACGCUGGAAUUGAACAAUCUCGUCGUGAUGAUUUAGAAUCCCUUGGUUACGUGCUCAUGUAUUUCCUCUGCGGUUCACUUCCCUGGCAAGGUCUUAGGGCAAACACAAAGAAACAGAAGUAUGAGCGAAUUCACGAGAAGAAGAUGUCAACGCCAAUCGAAGCUCUCUGUCGUGGUUUCCCACCUGAAUUCGCUCUCUACCUAACCUAUGUUCGUAAUCUGCAUUUCGAUGAAACGCCAGAUUAUACUUUCUAUCGCGGUCAAUUCCGCUCGCUCUUCAAAGCUCUGGCUUUUAGUUGGGACUUUGUAUUCGACUGGACUCUUCUGCGUCAGAAGUCGUCUGCCUUGCAGCAACACUCAAAUGCGGUGGCCCAUGUUAUGCCAACUGUUGGCGGUACAACAGUAGGAGGAGGGGGUGUAAAUGCUGGCGGAGCUUCCGGGUCAAAGAUGAUGCCCUCGACGAACACGGCUGCAGCUACUUCGGGGGAUGAUGUAGGUUUUGGAACGACUGGAAAGCUCUAG
This is a messenger RNA of Rodentolepis nana, 1128 nucleotides long. Lineage: Eukaryota; Metazoa; Platyhelminthes; Cestoda; Cyclophyllidea; Hymenolepididae. The record is from the annotation of a GenBank genome assembly.